Vanrija pseudolonga is the source of this 1284-nucleotide messenger RNA. RefSeq names its product FAD-dependent urate hydroxylase (gene hpxO). NCBI's taxonomy places the organism in Eukaryota, Fungi, Basidiomycota, Tremellomycetes, Trichosporonales, Trichosporonaceae. The coding region runs from base 1 to 1284 and encodes 427 amino acids. The record is from RefSeq and is a predicted model, not a curated record. The transcript has a single exon. Gene Ontology annotation, molecular function: monooxygenase activity; FAD binding.
AUGUCUACAACAACAGCAACAUCCACUACAGCGGCGGCGGCCACCGCGGCCCCGGCCCCAACCACCUCGCUCAACGUCCUCAUCAUCGGCUCAGGCAUCGCAGGCCCCGUGCUGGCCAUGACGCUCCUCCGCCUCGGGCACACCGUCACCAUCUAUGAGCGCGGCGUGUCCGGCGGCGACAGCUACCGCGGCGCCUGGAUCACGUUCCAGGCGAACGGGAUGGACGCGUUGCGUGCGAUCGACGCGAGCGGCACGAUCGAGGAGAUAGGCUACGUCCUCGACACGAUCAGCUUCGUCAACGGCGCUGGCAAGUCGCUCGGCGCGAUGCCGAUGGCUGCGCCGCGCGAGGACGGGACAAAGUCGCGUAUCAUGCGCCGGAGCGACCUGUUCGUCGCGCUCGCCCGCGAGGCGGCGAGCCGCGGCGCGAGGGUCGAGUAUGAGAAGGAGCUCGUUGACGCCACUACGCUGCCCGAUGGGCGGGUCAAGGCUGUCUUCAAGGACGGCACGAGCGCGAUAGGCGACCUGCUGGUCGGCGCCGACGGCAUCCACUCGCGCGUGCGGACGCUUAUCGACCCCGACGCGCAGAAGCCACGCUACGUCCCCGUUCUCAACACGGGCGGGUACAUCCCGAACUUCCCCCUCCACACGGCGCCGGAGACAAUGACGAUGCAGUUCGGCACGCGGUGUUUCUUCGGGUGGUGCGCUACGCCCGACGGCGGGGCAGUGUGGUUCGCCAACCCGCCCUUGGCGGACGAGCCGGCGCGGGGUAUCCUCUCCUCGAAGAGCGACGCGGACUGGCGCGCGUGGCUGCACGAGCUGCACGACGGCGACGCCGGCCCCGCCGGCGCGCUGAUCGACGCCGCUGUCGGCCCUCUCUCCGGGUGGGCGACGUACGACCUGCCUGCGGUACGCAAGUGGCAUAACGGCGCCAUGGUGAUCAUCGGGGACGCGGCGCACGCGACGAGCCCCAGCUCCGGGCAAGGCGCGAGCAUGGCGAUCGAGGACGCCGUGAUACUCGGCAAGUGUCUGCGCGAUUGUCCGAGCACGCGCUCCGCCCUCGACACGUUCGUUAGCCUGCGCAAGGAGCGCGUGGAGAAGAUUGUGGCCUACGGCGCGCGCAGCGCAAACUCCAAGGCUGCUGGCCCGGUCGCGCGCGUCUUCCGCGACUUGCUCUUGCCGUGGGUGUUCUGGUAUGCGGCCCGCGAUGGGGGUAAAGGGAUGCAGUGGCUCCAGGGCUACCAUAUCGACUGGGACGACAAGGUCGUGCCGGUCGAGUCGGGGUGA